UUCUGCGCUGGAUUUCCGCAAUACAUCCAGUAUGGCGAAGACUUACGACUAUUUGUUUAAACUGCUGUUAAUCGGGGAUUCGGGCGUCGGGAAGACCUGCGUGUUGUUCAGAUUUUCGGAGGAUGCCUUUAACUCGACUUUCAUUUCGACGAUAGGCAUCGAUUUCAAAAUUAGGACAAUAGAACUAGAUGGCAAGAAGAUCAAGUUACAGAUAUGGGACACAGCUGGACAGGAGCGAUUCAGAACAAUCACAACGGCGUAUUACAGAGGUGCAAUGGGUAUCAUGCUGGUUUAUGAUAUUACCAAUGAGAAAUCCUUUGACAACAUCAAGAACUGGAUCCGGAACAUAGAGGAGCAUGCAUCAGCAGAUGUAGAGAAAAUGAUUUUGGGGAACAAAUGUGACAUCAACGAGAAGAGGCAGGUGUCCAAAGACAGAGGGGAGAAGCUGGCGUUAGAAUACGGCAUCAAGUUCAUGGAGACGAGUGCGAAGGCUAAUAUCAACGUCGAAAACGCAUUCUUAACGCUUGCCAGAGACAUAAAAGCAAAGAUGGACAUGAAAUUGGAGGGUAACAAUCCUCAGGGCAGCAAUCAUGGAGUGAAAAUUACCACUGAACAGCAGAAAAAGAGCAGCUUCUUUCGCUGUGUGCUACUGUGAAGACCAAGGCCUUACUGUCCACCACUCGUGGGCUGGACAUGACUGGACUGUGCUUUCCAUCUUAGCACUGCUUACUUUAUUUUAUCCUCUCUUUCUAGCUCUCCAGCCUUCAGGCCGUUGGCGUUCCUGGCUUCUCAAAUCUUCUUCCAUUGUCAUGUUUGCGAUUAUACCGUUUCCUCUCGCUUGGAAGUGCAUUGGUUCUCCAGACCUGAGACAUCACCUGAAUACUUCCACCAGUAUAAAUGUCCACCUAAGGAAGAUCCUAUUACUCCAUCUUCGUUUUUAGCGCUCUGUUUUGAAUGCACCACUGCCAGAAUCCAUCCAUUCUCUUCACAGUGACCUGGAUGUAGUUGUGAUUCUUUUUCUGUGUCUGACCGCUGAGCGUAAGCUGAUGUAUUAAGCCAGUUUGAGAGUUCUAUGGAACAUUCUUUAUCAUUCCAUUUUAUUUUCAACCCUCGUGCAUUCUUUGACAAUCACAUGACCUUAUUGUAAUUAUAGCAAUAUUAUAUCCCACUUAUUAAAACAGACAUUGUUUUUUUUUUUCAUAGUUUUUUUCUUUUUUUUAAAAGUUGGUUUUUUUUUGUCCCCAAUUUUCUUUCAGGACCAGCCCUCUUGACUCAUCACUAAACUUUGCAAUUAACCUUUAAACUCUUGUACCGUGUCCUAACUAGAUGCACUUUGAAAAGAUUCCAGCGGCAAGCAAUUUUUUGUUCGCACUGCGAAACUGCUGCACAACGUGACAGUCACAUCCAAUCAGAACAUAUUUGAUGUUUAAAUGUGUUGUAGGCGAUUUCAGCCAUUUUACUUCCACAAGACUGAGCUGUUGAAUUAGCCACGCCCCUUUCCCCCAAAACCCUGCAUUCCAAAGAUAACAAAUUAGUUUUAUUGAGGCUGACAUCAUGCAGAAAAUGUUGUUAAAAACAACAGCAGCAAAAUAGCGCCCUCAACUGACAAUUGUUAUGAACAACAUGGCAUAAAAAUGGCAUUAAGCCUCAAUUUACUGUAACUACUGUACAGUACUAUGAGAACGCGCAAAAUGAUUGACAGGUCGAAAGCGUCAAAGGCACAUUUUUCUUUGCUGUUUACAGAGUCUAGAGCUGUCACAGAGUGAGAUAUCUCACGACACUUUUUCAGUAAUAGCUUUCAGUGAGUAGUACAUUUUUUGCAUACCUUUCCAUUAAAAAAAUCACUUACAGCACCUUUAAUGUACAGUAAUGAGGAGUGUGAUUUUGGACCAAUAAGAUUUCACUGUGGGCAGAGUUACCCAGUGCAACGGCACAUAAAUAGAAGCCAAACGAUUAUAAAAAUAUCGCUCGCCACAAAUCACGAUUGAUUUGGACAAAAACUUGGAUGCACAUGGAAGAGUGAGCACUCCAAACAUUUUUAGUCUAUUUUCAAAAUGUACGCAUUUUAAUUGUAUAACCCAUUUCCAUGCAACUUAAUUGAUUUGAAUCAAAUUACAUUUAUUAAACUUAUAUUUACAUAUGAUACAGUUGCAAUGUGUAAAUCUUAAAAAUAGAAUUAAAUAUAUUAAGUGAGCCUUUAUUGCUUGUUGCUUUUUUGCGUUGCACCUGGUUGGGACACGGUGUUGCGCAGUUACCCAUUACAAAAGUCUUGCAUUUACGACAUCGUACAAGCUAGUUUUCGCAGACAUGGCUAAUGAAAUUUUCAAACCAAACGAUCAUUAUAAACAUGUGAAAAACAUGCUUGUUUAUUCAUCACAACAUGUUUACUGCCUCGAUAUAACUAACCUCUGAAAUUUAGAUUUUGUUUUGCAAAUCAAAUAUUUAUAAAACAUGCACAAGACGUUAUUUCCAAAUAGUUCACUCUUGUAUGCAGUAUAAUGCUAGCUUUAGUUUUAAUAUUUCUUUACAUAAAUCCAAAACUCAGCAUUUGCUUUAUUACGACCAGAUGACUUCAGACUUCCAAACUUCCCAAAAUGAAAGCGUUCUUUGAUUUAAAAACUUGAAUUGCAUUCAAAUUAGUAUAAUUAAACUGACAUGUAGCCCCUUUUAGGAUGUGCAAUUCCUGAGUUAGUAGUAUUAUUAACAAGUAUGCACAACCAGAAGCAAUGCAGGCCCACCUAGAGAGGGCGUCUGUGCAACCUAGACAGCAGAGAAAGCACCUCCCAUGCAGAAUUGCAUGCACUUUAUCAGUAUCCUAUGUGUUGUGUAUAGUUUGUGCCAAGUGAUAGUUGUGCAUUGUAAAGACAGGUGAUCUGAAGAAUUCAUGUUUAAUAAAGUUUAUUUUAAUAUUCGUAAUUUUAAAAAUCAUCUCCCUUCACCUGCUAAAGGAAUAUUUGUACAAGUACUUCUCGAGUUAUAUCUGUUUUCCUGACAGGAAGCCAAAGGUUUUAGUUUUAGGUGAUGCCUUGGCUGCAAAUGAUGCAGUUUUAAAUAAGCAGACUACUUUCAGUUGUGGUCUGUUAAUUUGUUUAUAUUGGUAAUGCAUUAUUAAGUAUCUGAAUUGCAGACUUGCAGUAGGUCUCUCAAAACCGGUUGAAGCAAGUUGUUGUCGCCAACACCAACGGAUUUGGUCCAUAUGACUAGGCUUAUCUACCUGGGAAAAAAGUAAUCCAACACAACUGAAAAGGCAAAGUAGAUGUGUUGUUGUUAUAACUAUUGCAAGAAAUGUAAUUUUAUUGAGCUGUAUUUUUGGAAGUCUUUCAUAUUUGAAGUUUACCCAGUUUGUGUAUAUGGGUUUGUGUUGGUGCAGUAGCGUACGACAGCAAUAAGUCACAAAAAGCGGCCAUUACUUUCGAGCGAAAGAUCAAAUUCUCCCUCGUUGGCAAUCCAACAGGAUGAAUCUCAUAAAACCUGACAAGAACAUGUCCAAGUCAUAUUUCACCCUAAAAUCAAUAGAAAUGUGAUGUUUGAUUUUGCGUAUAGAAAAUUAUUAUAUAUUUGUUUUUUUGUUUUUUUUUUGGACCUGUAAGAUUUGAGAUUUUGAACAUUUUUGAUAAUUAAGCACAUUUUCCUCUAAAUUCCAAUAACUCUAAUACAAAAUAAAUGGCUUUCUUAUUACAGUAAUGGGACAAAAUUAUUUAAAAAAUAAUGUAUUUUUAUAUAAUGGUGUACUGCCUUUAGUUUAUGCAAAUUAAUUAAAACUGUGAAAAUCAUUAGUUGUUUUUGUUUUACUGUAAUAUGGUAAAAAAGAUACUAUAUUACAGUAACGACAGUCUAAAGAGAAUCACCAUUGAGAAUGAGAAUUUUAAAUAAAAAUCUAAAGAAACAUUUUCAGACGCAUUAUGGUAAAGAGAACUUGCUUAAAUGAGGGGUGCGUAAUUGCCAUAAAAAUUGUUAUAGUACAAAAAAUCCUCAAUGGUCUUGAAAAUAAUAUGUGAAUAUCUAUCUAUCUAUCUAUCUAUCUAUCUAUCUACAUAUAUAUUAUGGUUAAAUAUGAUCUGGACAUGUUUAUUUGAGAUUUACCCAUGAAUAUAAGCACAGUGUUUCAAUAUUUUUCCAAGGAGGCAGAGACUCAUCUAUUCUCUUCCUGCAAUAUGGCCCAUUCUAAAGACAUUUUUUGCAAGCUUAAAGUGAUAGUUCUUCUUUCCAUGGAACACAAAAGGACAUCUUUCACUUUCAGCAUUUGCAACAUUUUCCAUACCACAAAAGUGAAUGUAACUGAGAUCAUCAUUCUGCCUAACAUCUCCUUUCGUGAUGCAUGGAAUAAAAAAAACAUACAAAACAUUUGGAACAACAUGAGAGGGAGUCUUUAUUUUUGGGUGAACUAUCCCUUUAAGUGUUAACCUUGAAAUGACUUAAUGUUUGCACCUUGUUAAUUUUUUUCCAGAAGGAGAUGAUCGUUUGGGUUUAUAUUGGUCAUAUACUCCCAUUAGAGUUGGGAAUGUGUCUGUAAAGUUGUUGCCCAGCUUCAUUCAUACUCAUCACAGUUCUUUCCUUCCCUUGUCUGAUAUUGUAUACAAUUUGCCAUUUGUCUUAAUAACUAAUACUUGAUCUUUCAUUCUGGAUCUAUGCAUCAUGAAUGCGAUACUGUUGACCACCUGUGUUUUGUUGUAUUUUAUUUCUUAAUUUGCUCAGAUGUUCCAUUUGAUGCAUCUUUACCUGCGUUUGGCUGUAAUAUUGGACCUCAGAUGCAAUAAUUAAUCUGGCCUUAUAAGGACAGUUUAAUGGCAGUUUUUGAUAAACUCUCCCUUCAAUGGGUGUCAAAGUGAUGAAAUGCAAAAACUACCAUAACAGAAAGCAAAACUUUUUUUUAUUUGAUUUACAGACAAACCAAGAGGAAAGAAACAUUUGCAAACUGGUGCCGCUUUCUGUCUUAAUGUAGUGUUUACCUAAACAGUGAUGCGUAUGUCUGUCAGAUUUCAUUUCUGUCUCUUUUCUUCCUGCACUUCCUGAUUUAAAAUCGCUAUGUCAUCCAUAUCAUUUACAGAUUUAUAUUUUAUAUGACCAUAUUUUUCAUUUGUCAAUUGUGAGGUAACUGGGGAUAUUGUUAAAUUACAUUUUGGUAUAAAAAGAAACAAUUGUAAAUAACUCUUUAAAAAAAAAAAAAAAAGAUCUACUUAAAUUGUACUGUACUUUCUAAAAACAUUGAAAAACUGAUCUACAGUUUUUGUAGAUAUCUGUACUUUUGAUUUAUUAAAGUAAGAUUCUUUUAAGAGA
Messenger RNA from Myxocyprinus asiaticus (Chinese sucker), 5277 nucleotides. RefSeq names its product ras-related protein Rab-8A. The record is from RefSeq and is a predicted model, not a curated record. Gene Ontology annotation, molecular function: GTP binding; GTPase activity. NCBI's taxonomy places the organism in Eukaryota, Metazoa, Chordata, Actinopteri, Cypriniformes, Catostomidae. Gene Ontology annotation, cellular component: endosome; trans-Golgi network transport vesicle; dendritic spine. Gene Ontology annotation, biological process: Golgi vesicle fusion to target membrane; cellular response to insulin stimulus; protein secretion. The coding region runs from base 32 to 655 and encodes 207 amino acids. The transcript is spliced from 8 exons.